AUCAACCGCUAGUCUGAAUUCUCGUGUUAAAAUUCAAGGUCAGGAUGAAAUCUGUUCCCCGUCGGAUUAGUUGAGGAUAAACUCGUAGGAAUCUCUUGAAGUCUCUGUCUGGCAUUUUGUGAUUUACUUUCUGGAUGCAAAAAAUCAGUUUUGUGGGUGCAGUAAGUUAAGAUAAAGUUCAGCACGCCUCUAAAAUCAAUACUAACGGUUUGUCCUGUAAAUGUGUAGACUGUUGCUUACAGAAUCGAUGAAGGGAAGAUUCCACUGUGAUUUAAAGAAAAUAUUUUCUGAUAAUUUUCACCAUGCCACAUUACCUUGUGAUGAAUAAACAAUGCCCAUUUUCAUUCAGAAAAUAGAGCUAUUGUUAAGGGAGAAUGAAAGCGCUGCACAGAGUUUUACAGAUACAACAAAACCAAAACAUUUUGAAACCUAAGUAAAUCCAUGAUGCUGUAAUAGUUAAAAUGUGAUUCCCUCCAAUUGUUCCGUGUCAUUUUUCUUUAGAGCUCUAGACAUACCAUCACUGUUGUUUAUGCAGUUGUAAGUGGUAAAAUUAUUGUUGAAGCAUAUAUACUUUAUAUAUAUAUAUAUAUAUAUAUUGUUAUAUUAAAUGUGCUUAUGCCAGUUCCAUUACGUCCAGUGUUAAUGUUUGCAUAGUUUAGUGCUUAACUGAAGUGUUAUAGAGUAACAAUCAGCAUUUUGCUCAACCAAAUAUAUAGGUGUAUUAUUGUUGCAAAGGCCUCAGUAGAUGCAACGAAAUUUGUGUUGUAGAAUUAAAAUUGUGACUGAACAAUCAGUUGAAUUUUGCUAAAAAGAAUAAUGAAUAAUAAACAAUUAAAUUAUACUGCUAUUUAUUUUCUUCCUCCUGUAAAGUUUUGACGUCCACUGUUACACUAGUUACAGACCAGUCAUGGGAAAUGGGAUGAAUAAAGUUCUUCCUGGUCUUUAUGUUGGCAACUUCAGGGAUGCAAAAGACCAGGAACAGCUCCGAGCCAAUAAUAUCACCCAUAUAAUAUCCAUCCAUGAUAAUGCAAAAAAAGUUCAUGAUGAUAAAGAAUAUCUAUGCAUCCAAGCUGCAGAUACUCCAGGUCAGAAUCUUACUCAAUUUUUUUCACGAUGCAAUGACUUCAUCCAUAGAGCUCGUUCUUCGGGGGGAGGGGUGCUGAUACAUUGUCUGGCCGGUGUGUCCCGAAGUGUCACAAUAGCAGCAGCUUACCUAAUGUCUGUUACAUCACUGUCGUGCAAAGAUUCUCUAAAAGUGUUACGAGGAGCCAGGAGCAUAGCCAAUCCCAAUUGUGGAUUUCAAAAGCAAUUGCACCAAUUUGAGUUUCGGAGAUUAACUGAGGAGAGGCGUCGUCUUAGGGAGCGUUAUCCGAAACAGACGUUCCAGGUAGACGAAGUGGAGUGCAAGAAACUUCUUGUUAUAUACCAUGCUACAACAAAAUCUAAAGAACCAUGUGGUGGUAUCUGCAGAAGGUAUGGCCCUCCCCCCUCACCAAAACGUCAGUCUCCAAAUCGGGAUAGCCCCAGGUCCUCGUGACAACUGUUGCUGCCUGAAAAGGCAACUUAUUUGAAGUGAUGUAAAUGUCUCAAUUUAUAUUCUGUAAAUUAUUAUGUAGAGUGCUCAAAAUUAGUUUCUCCACUCUGAAAGUAGAUCCUGUGUUUUUAAAUGCAUUUAAAAUCUGAAUAAAUAAAAAAUAUUCAUACGUAAUUGAAUAACUGUAUAAGGUCUUUUACAUAAGCAUUUUGAAAUAACAAUUGUGCAGAUUUCCUGUUUAUUAUUAUAGUUACAACUAGUAAUUGGAAGCUGAAAUAUUUUUCUUUCUUCUGAUCGAACUUAAAUAUGAAUAUGGAUUAAUUCAAAUCUGUUUUUAGCAUUUAUAAGUCUUUCAAUGUGUAACUUUAAUAGCCAUUGUUAUUAAUUUUCAGAUAAAGUGAUCUUUUGAAAGUACAUGCCUCAGAAACUAUUAAAAGUGUAUGUUUGUUACCAUGUUAACAGUAAUAAUACUUUAAAUGUGUUUUUUAAAAAAAAAAACUUUAAAAAAAGUAAGAAAUUUUUUUUAUACUAUAAAGAAAAAAAAAAUGAAAAAUCGUUGUUUUUAGCAAUGAUUUUCCUUAAAAUUCCAUAAAAUCCAUUCCUGACUAGCUAAUUGUUUUGUACUCACAUGUUAUGGGAAUAGAUAUUUAAAAUGAGAAUGUAAUGUUAUAUUUAGUAUAAUAAAGUACUUUCUAAAAUGCAAGUAAAAUUAACAAAAUAUUUAUAGCAUGAGAAAUUUUUGUAGGUUAUUGCUGCAUUUUUUAUGAAGUAAUAAUUGGCAUUUAUACUUUAAAAUUGAAUCUUAUAUAACAUUCGGACUAAUGCACAUUUAAAAAGCAAAAUCUAUAAAACAGGAACAGUCUUUCAGGUUGGAUUACUAGUUGAAAUAUAUGUAUAAAUUAGUAUGUUUUAUUAAUUCUAUGCAUUUUUAAGAUUUAUAUCACUAUUUACAGAUUGUAUGUUGUAAUUAACAACAUUAUUUAUCUUAUUUUAGACAGUGGCUCUCAAAUGCCUUAAUUAAAACUCUUAUAAGGAGGAUGAACUGUAAAAUGAUUUAAAUCUGUCCAGUUGUUUUCAUUAGUGGUCUGUAAAUGUUUUAACAUAUACAAGAUAAUAGUAGCUGCAAAAUGAAUUGAAAUUUUGGUAUUUCAGUAAGAGGAAGGAAAAAUUUGUUUAUUCCUUCAAGAAUUUUAAGUUAGAAGAUUAUUCAGUGAAUGAUAAAUAUUAUUCCAGAGCAUAUUAUUUGAGAGCUACUGUGACAGAAUGAACUUUUCAUUCUAUUCAAUUUAGGUGUGAAAAAAUAUUGAAUGUGCUUGUGUCCAUUGUGAUAUCUGCACUUUUUAUGCUAUUUAUGUUAUGUAGGCUCAUAGAGCUCAUGUUUCCUAUUAAGUGAUAAAAUGGAAUGGUUAAAUGAAUCAGGAAUUGCAACUAUAGUUUGAAUAUUUUUUAAAUUGCCUGCACUUUGAGGCAUAGAAAUGUUAGCAAAUGGAUGAAAUGAAUGUUGAUUACAGUGAAGUCGUUGCACAAUAGAAACGGAAUAUUUUUCUACAAAACUUUUUGUAAAUGUUGGUUUAAGGGUAUGUGGUUUUGAAUUCUAUUUGCCAUUUUAAUGUUAAAUAAUUCAUUCAAAAUCUUUUGCCUUUUCCCCCGUACUGAAGUGGAUUUGAAGGAUAUAAUUAUAUAAUUAACUAAUCAGGAAAAAAUUUUGAAAUAAUAAAUAGUUCUACAUAACACGCAUUUGGAUUCUUUUUUGAUAUAGAGAAAAUUGUACAUAUUUGUUCAAACUAUGUUUUUUUUUUUUUUUUUUUUUUUUUUUUUUUUUUUUUACAUUUAUGGUCAGUACAAGAAAUCAAAACUUGCAGUGCAGCAUCAUACAAAACUUGCAAGUAAUAAACACUCUUAGAAAAUUAAAUUGCCAACUAAUCAGAUUUUCCUGUGUAAAUUCUUUAUAAAUAUAUACAGAAUAUUUCCUUCUGUUCAAGGAGUAAAAAUCCCAUUUAAUAAGCUUCAACUGAGAAUCUACUAUAGAUUAUCAAGUUUCCUUUGUUAUCUUCCUCCUCCAUCCUGCAGUAAUAAAAUUUAACUUUUUUCAUCAAAGUUUUAUUUUAAUGAUUUACUGGGCAAAGAAUGCAAAUGAAAUAUCUGCAAGCCAUUGUUGGCCUGAUGUAAUGUUGUAAAUGAGAGAUUUUAAACUUAAUGAAUUGCAAGAUAUCAUUUGCUUGAUAUCUAAUAUUCUAUUAUAGUGGUUUUCCAAAACAGUUGUGCUUUGCUAUUACCCUUUGCUUGUAUAUAGUAGUUUUAAUGAAUUAAAAGUGCCUUUUAUGCAUAUAGUUUAUCCAUAACAUGCAGCUGUUGUCUAGCCAAUAACACUUUAAAAUGGGUAUUUAUGGAACAAACAUCGAAAUUAUACCUAUUAACAGGUUGUAAUUUCCAAAUUCCUUCAAUUUCUAAAUUAACUAUUUCAUUACAAAUCCUAAAUAAUUUUAUUUAAAAAAUAUUUGUUAGUACACGUAUUUAUUUUUAAAAAAUUGUUCCUUGUAAUAAAAGAGCAAAAAGUACCAAAAUAUUUGUUAGUAGUACAUACUGAUGAAAAAUUUAACUAAAAAACACUAACUUAAUAGCAUCUGUCUAUAUUUCCAUAAGCUUAUAUUAAUUUUAUCUAAAAUAAUGUGUUUUGUGUGACCUUGUUAACUUUAAGAAAAAGAAAUCUGUGCAGGAUAAGAAGAAUCUUUACAAAUUGAUUUUUGCUACUAAUGAAGAGCAUUUCUUCAUUAGUAGCAAAAAUCCUAAGAUCCUAAGGGAUGAAAGAUAAAAAUUAUGACUUCAUUUUUUGAAGUAUGUGUAGUUUUUAUGGUAAAAUUUAAGUCAUUAUUAACAUUCAUACUAUAAUUUAACAUAUCCCUCUCAGUGAUGAGUUUUUAAUUUGAUACUUGUCUGACAAAUCAGCUAAAUGUCAUUUUGAAAUUGCAGUUAUAAUACUAAACUGUUAUGGCCAAUAUAUUGUUUAUAUAUUAAUUCUGCAUUUAAUACACAAAAUUCAUGUAUCAUAGUUGCCAGUUCUCCCAGUUUUGCAUCACAUCUUGCAAUACUUCAAUCUCGGUUUUUAGUCUUUUAGUAAGAAAAACUGCUAAAAAUGUUUCCUAGAAAUAAAUUAAAUUUAUUGGAUUAAUAAAACUUAAAUUGUGCAAAACCCUUUUCCCUAUAAUUUCAAUAUUUCUCCUAGUAAAUUUUCUUUGAUCUAAAUUGUCCCAAUAUAUUGUAUACAUUUGCAGAAGAUUUUUUAAAGAUUCAACCAAUAUUAAAGUUAAUAUUUGUAUUUAAUUUUAUUUUACAUCAAUAUAUGGUAAAUUGUGUAUUCAUUUUACAUUCACCAUACAUUGAUAUUUUUUUUUCCCCUUUUAUUAUGAAAAUGUUUAAAGAUUACAAAAUGAUGCUACACAAUGACUAUAAAAUUUAGAAUAAACUAAAUUCAGAGGUGCAACGGCCUUAGUGGGCCACAGCCUGCAGUGCACUUUUUUUUUUUUUUUCUUUCUUUGUUGACCUUUGCUUGAUAUUGGAGUGCAUCAGCAUAUGCCCUAGACAAGUGGUCAGCUUGUUGCAGGACCCCUGGUGUUUAGUCUCCAAGCAAACUUGGUACACAUUUUAUCGACCCACCUAAGGGAUAAAAGUCUGAGUCAACCUUGCCCAGCCCGAGGAUCGAACUCUGAACCUGUGGUGCAGCUGCGCGAUGUGCUAGCCACUUCACCACAGGGCUUCAUAAAAUUUAGAAUAUAUAAUUAAAUAUUAAUAUAUUUUCCUCAGAAGCAUAUUAUAAAUAGUUUAGUAACCGGAAUCAUACAUUAUAAAGUCAAUUUAAAUCAGUUUUUUUUUUUAAUCAUGUCACCAUUCAGUGUGAAAAUCUGUCAGUUUUUCAUAUUUCAAGGUUGGCAGCUAUGGUGUGUGUGUGUGUAUAUAUAUCUACUAUAUAUAUAUAUAUUUAGUAAUUGAUAAUCAAGUGAGUCUUUGAUUCUGAUAAGAACUGGACAUAUUGAGCCUAUUUCUUGUCAGGAGUGAAAGAGUUAAAAGAGAAAGUAAAAUAAAAGUAAUACAAAUAAGUAGAAAUCUAACUAUUAAAACUUCAAAAAGGGGGGCGACAUUUAAAAAGAAGCAAGAAACUGAAUUAAAAUAUUUAGAUAUUAAGAACUGAAACAUAAAAUACUAAGAUAUGAAGGAAUUUUUAUUAAAUUAUUCAGAAUUUCAUAAUACUAACUUUGAAAGUAUUGUUAAAUGAACCUAAGCAGGCAGUUAUAUAUUAGAAAAAUUUAAUUUGUAAUUUUUCAUUUAGGUUUCAUCACUUUAUUCAGAUCACUGUCUUAUUGAGUGUUAUUACUAAGUUUUCUAAAGAUAUUAAACAAAAUGCCUUCACUGAGAUAUAAUGUUGCAUUUAAUUUUGUAUUCUUGUAAUGAAAAUGACCUAAUGCAUAUGCUAAUAAAUAGAUUGCAUUAACUUAUGUCUGCAAACUUUAUUGGCAAACUUUAUUAAUCUGUGGAUCUCUUCGAUUUGUAUAUUAUUCAGAUUUGAUAAACUAUGAAAGUGCCUUGGCAUAGUUUAAAUGUUUAUUAAUUGGUGAGCUUCUGGUCACAUUUGCAAAGUAUUCAAAGAAAAAUCGUCUGUGAAAUAUGGUUCUUCUAUACAGUGUUUUGUUUCUGUUUUAAAUAUAAUCUUCCUAGAUAAAGUUACACUCAAUCCUCAGUUUAAUAUUGGAUGAUUCAUUAUUGCAUUCAUUUGGAAUAUUCAAUAGAAAUAUUGUAAGAAGGCAAGGUUAUUAAGUAAAACAAAAUUUAAUAAGUUCAAUUUUUAAAAUAGAUGCUGAUAAAACCCAGUGAUAUUAAGUAAUACUAAGAAGCUGUGCUGAUUUAAAGGUGCAGUGAGAGAAAAUUAAGGACAUAUUUUUCUCUCCUUUAAUUUUAUUGGGAUAUUUUACGCUUCAGAGAAGUUUACAUAGAAAUAAUAUAUGUGAAAAGUAAUUUGUCACUUUUUAGCACAGAAAAGUAUUCUAUUAUUUUAGAAUUUUUUUUAAUAGUAAAUAAAGUUCUUUUUAUGCAUGAUUAAUCAAUUGAGGAUUGAGUGUUAUUUAGGAUCUGAUGUUUGCAACUUAUAAGUUGACCAUUUAAUGUUUACACAGCUAUUCUUUACCUCUGCUUAAAUGUUUAAUAAAAUAUUAAACUAAAUGUUAUAUUAAUGAGAACAAAAUGCAAUAAAUUCAAUAGUAGCUUCAGAUGGAUGUAAGUACCAGAAUAGAAAACUGUAAAGCACAGAGUAGAUUAAAAGUUAAAUCUCAGAUUUCUUGAAUGCAUACUCUUAGAUGAUGGCUUACACUCAUCAGUGUAUAAAAUAGAUUACACAUUUAAGAAUUAUCAGUAAUUGUUGUUAUUAGAAUUAGACUAUCUGCUGAGGAAAUAUUUUCAUUUAGUGAUAGCUAAAUAAAUAUUCUAAAAAAUUUUUAAGAACUAA
Molecule: messenger RNA, 7028 nt
Organism: Stegodyphus dumicola
Lineage: Eukaryota; Metazoa; Arthropoda; Arachnida; Araneae; Eresidae
Product: dual specificity protein phosphatase 22-like
Biological process (GO): protein dephosphorylation; signal transduction
Cellular component (GO): cytosol
Molecular function (GO): protein tyrosine phosphatase activity
Source: RefSeq, a predicted model, not a curated record